AAAUAAUAAAUAAAAUCAUUUCACGUAAAUUAAUCAAAUUCAUGGAAAUAACAAUAAAUUAAUUUUUAUUUAUGGUUAAAAUGUGUAAAAUACUGUAAACAGUGUCAAUUGGUGGAAAUGUGUGAAAUAAUACCAGUUCCACGGUCAACCCUAUAGGGUACCGUAACUAUAUAAAAAGGAGUAAAAAAUGAGUUGGUUUGAUAAAUUUAAAAGGGAGCCUGAGGUGAUAAAUUUGAAUGAAAGGGCGGAGCGAUUCCAGUCUGAGGUGGAUGUUAUGUUGGCGGAAGUCACGCGUAUGUCACUGCCGUUACAGAAAAAAUCAUUUCAAUGUUGUACCAACUGUUUUGACUUAAGUCCGGAGAAUUUAGACGAAAUUACAAAUUGUAUUAAAAACUGUCAAAAAAAGCCCGAAGAAUUUGGGAACGCCGUACAAGCCGAACUCAACCAACUUCAAUCCUCACUCACCAACUGCCACCAAAAAUGUGUGAAUAUGAACAAGGGUGACGGGAAUGUGGAGAUGGAGCGGUGUGCGGUGAAAUGCUACGAUUCCAACCAGAACAUGAUCAAAACCAUCCGCAACAACCUACAAAAAAAUUACCAAAAUUUUCUCUAA
Messenger RNA from Theileria parva strain Muguga, 613 nucleotides. RefSeq lists its product as uncharacterized. The coding region runs from base 188 to 613 and encodes 141 amino acids. NCBI's taxonomy places the organism in Eukaryota, Apicomplexa, Aconoidasida, Piroplasmida, Theileriidae. The record is from RefSeq and is a predicted model, not a curated record. Gene Ontology annotation, cellular component: cytoplasm. The transcript has 2 exons.